GAUAGGUGAGCACAUGCACCUUGUUGUUGUUGGUGUUGAUUCACAGCUGAUCCGGCCGCCGCCAGCCUCGCCCUCGCCUCGCCUCCCUUAGUAUGGCCAGUGUCUACUCUUCACCGUAUCUAAACACAUUUUCACCUACUUCCAGAAUGUCAAAUGAAAGACUAGGGUGUGCUGCUACAACCAUGCCCUCCUCAUCUCCAGAUUUGCUCUUAAAUACAAUGAACACAUUGGAUAUGUUUGACACCAGUUGGGAGUGUUGUUCAGGAGUGGACAAUAUAUUGCAAGUCUCUACUGACAGUUCUCCAUCUCUCGGUCCUCCAAGUAACAUAAUUGAAGAAAAUUUCUUUGUUUGGGACACUGAGCAUGUUCUACAAACAACUUUAUUUGAAACAGAUUUAGAGACAUGCAUUGAAGGUGAGACUGGUGUAUUUUCUCUUGCUAAUUCAUUACACGCAGAUGAAGAAAUCAGUUUGGCCAAUGAUGUAGAGAGUAAUAUAUCAAAUGGAUCGUCCUCAUCCCUCACAUCUUUCUCGGUUGCUAAAUUACCUGACCAUUUUUCAGCAAAUCCUGAAGACCUUCAAACUUCAGAUUCACCUCAGUCUUGUAUGAUGUUUUCAAGUCUUGAUAAUAGUUUGGUGGACUCAUCUCUGAGUUGUGUACUACCUGAUAAUUUGUUUAGUGAAGAGUUACAGAACUCUGAAGCCCAGUCCACUUAUUUAGCACAAGAUAGUUUAAGAAAGUUGAAGUUUGAGACAGAAAUUAAAGAGUGCACUGGAAAGAGGGCCAACCGCCUCAGAAAACACAAGAAAUCACUUAGGUUUCCAUUGACUACAUCAUCCCAACUAUUGCCCAAUUCUAAUGCACUGCCUUGCACCAUGCCUGACCCUCCAAAUCAUCGAUGUGCUUCCACAUAUCAGAAGUACAAAGCAUCUGCUAAGGAAAAUGGCAUUUCUCCAAGAAAAAAAAAAGUCUUUAAUAUUUUGGAUAGCAGCAUUAAGUGGAGUGAGCUUAGUAGCAGUGAGCAGUGGGCAGUUGGUGAAGGACUAGGUGUUGUGCUAUCCCAGUCUCUGGAUAUUCGAGAAAAGCUUGAUCUUCUUAAUCUUCUCGGCUCCAACUCGUCUGAUAUAUCCCUUACUUCUGGUGAUGAUUUACUAUCUAUUCUAGACAAUGAAAAGUUGGAGAGCAUACGAUGUUAUUUAAAAGGACUACAAAAUAGUGAUUCCAAUUCUACAAGGUUAUUUACAAGUAAGUCCACGAAAAUACCACAGAAAUGCAAGGAUAACAGUAGCUCGAGGAAAAAUUAUCAUUUACUGCACAACUCAAAUGAACACAAAAUCGUAGGAGUUGGGAAACUUAAAGGAAGCCGUGGCUCGAGUCAGAGCAUCACCAUUAAGUCUAUAAGGAACCAACAGUCUACAAAGCUUCCUAGACAUGAUCAUUUAAGCAUGACUCACUUGUCAACACCUACUCAAAGCUCCAAAAAGAACUUAGCUCAAUAUGAUCAGCAAAAUAAAAAAGGAAAAAAGUGCCUUUCACGAGAUUUACAACUGCAGCGUACUAGAACCAGGAAAGAAUACAGACAGCUAAUGAAAGAAAAGAGAAGUGGACUUUUUGAACAUGAAGAGGUGGUGUGGCUUUCAGCUGCUACUUCUCAAGAGUGUGCACAACAGCAUGACCAAAAUGAAAAUGAUAAUGAGGAUAUAGAUAUUUUGGGCUAAGCUAAUUGCAAAUUUUAUUUUGCUGUGAAAUAAAAUGUCUGGGUUGCAUUUAAGUGGUUGCCCUUAUUUAGAUUCUGUAGUUUAUAUGUACAGUAGUCAGUCUGGCAUGUUCUUCUAUGCCCCAAGCUCAGCCAGGGCCAGGUUUGUCCAGCAAUACAGUAACAUCAUCUCUCAGGUAAUUGCUUGUAGUGGCUCACCAGGCUCUUAGCUAGACUUUUUUUUACCUGCCAGGGACAAGACCUAGUCUUAUCCCCCUCAUAUGGAGCAGGAAGUAAGUUGGGACAAGAGAUCAUCCCACAACCGAGAAAACUGCUUGUUAUAACAUAUAGUAUGAUAUACACUAUGCUGUGUAAAAGUGACCAUGUUUUUUUAGGAAUAAAGUAUGCAAUGCAUUACAAUCUUGAAGAAAAUGAGGUUGAAGCAGUUGAAAAAACUGAUUUCCGGAGAGAUCUUUAUGGAGAACUCAGACAUUUCUUUAAGGUAUUUGACUGGAAAGACUUGCUGUUAGGACGAAGUAAAUGUCCUAGUUUUGUGAAGUAUGUCAAGUAUGUUAAGUUUUGUGAAAUAUAUGAUAAAGGCACAAAAAAAUUUAUACCAAAGCAGAGAUGCAAACCUAGGAAACAAGAUUGGUUCAACAAAUUGUGAGAGGGCCAGAGACCAAAAGACACAAAAAUGGAAUCAAUACAGGAAGAGGCCAAACCCCCAAACAUACCAGUGAUACAAAGAUGCGAGAAACAACUACACAGCAGUGAGGAGAG
Molecule: messenger RNA, 2476 nt
Organism: Procambarus clarkii (red swamp crayfish)
Lineage: Eukaryota; Metazoa; Arthropoda; Malacostraca; Decapoda; Cambaridae
Source: RefSeq, a predicted model, not a curated record